This is a messenger RNA of Symbiodinium natans, 456 nucleotides long. Lineage: Eukaryota; Dinophyceae; Suessiales; Symbiodiniaceae. The record is from the annotation of a GenBank genome assembly.
AUGCGACCACUGGGGAAGCUGAGGGCCCUGGAAAGCGGAAGCGAGGUGCAGCUUCAAGCCACGAGCCAGACCAUCAGCCUGCAAAAUCAAACUGGAGCCUUCCAGGCGCCCGUUGUCGUGCAAACAAACGGGCUGUUGGUGGCCAAUUAUGGCCUGCAGAACAAUUCAGACACCAACAUCAAAGCAAACCAGCAGCCCACACCGCUGGCGGAUCUAAAAACUGUUUUCGACGCCGUGGAAGUGAAAAGCUACACUCGCACCGACACACCGCAGCCCGAGGACCGCAUUGGCUUCAUAGCCCAAGAGAUUCUUACUGCUGGUGUGUUGGGGCCGAAGCUUGCCAGCAUGCAAGAAAAUGGGCUGUACGGACUGGACUACUCUCGACUCACAUGUGUUCUAUGGGGAGUCUGUAAACAACUCGAGCAGCGCGUUGCAGCCUUGGAGGCAGAUGAUUAG